Nematolebias whitei (Rio pearlfish) is the source of this 1235-nucleotide messenger RNA. RefSeq names its product protein piccolo-like. The record is from RefSeq and is a predicted model, not a curated record. Bases 196 to 1125 code for a protein of 309 amino acids. The transcript is spliced from 9 exons. NCBI's taxonomy places the organism in Eukaryota, Metazoa, Chordata, Actinopteri, Cyprinodontiformes, Rivulidae. Gene Ontology annotation, cellular component: axon; cytoskeleton of presynaptic active zone; GABA-ergic synapse. Gene Ontology annotation, biological process: protein localization to synapse; presynaptic active zone assembly. Gene Ontology annotation, molecular function: structural constituent of presynaptic active zone.
UUUCUUGGAGAAGUUCUGAUUGACUUGUCAAACACAGCCCAGCUGGACAACACUCCUCGCUGGCUGCCUUUAAGAGAGCAGAGUGAGAGCAUCGAACACAGCAGAGCUCACCUUGCGACCCAAGCACCACCGGGUUCUGGAACUGGUCAGGGGCAAGGCCAGGGCUACUUGUCUGGGUCUGGACUGGGGCAUGGAAUGGGCCCAGGUCAAGCACCAGGUCAGGGAGAUGAGAGUCAUGAUUCACCUAAAAACUCUGUGAUUAAGAGCAGAAGCCACGGGAUUUUCCCCGAUCCAGGAAAAGACGUGCAAAUUUUGCCUUUGGAAAAGUCACACAGCAGUCCUGGCAGCUCCAAAUCUUCAUCCGAUGGCCAGCUGCGCUCCCACGGCCCAUCUCGGAGUCAAAGCAAGAGCAGCGUCACUCAGGCCCACCUUGAGGAUGCUGGGAUAGCCAUUGCUGCCGCCGAGGCUGCCGUGCAACAAUCCCGCCUGCAACCAAGACUGGGACACCGGCUGGCUGAUGUCUCAGGUUCAGUGGUCCUGUCUGCCCCAAGCCUUGUUGGAGAUGCCUAUGGAGGUCAGGAUGGGGAGGAAGGGGUGGGCAUUGGAGUGGACAGCGCCAUUUUCCAAGUCCCACGAAUAGGUAAAGCUGUUCCUAAUGGCACUGACAAAAACCAACAAAUCACCCCAGAAAAUGAAGGUGGAAAAACACAAGUAAUAGGAGAAAUCAAGGUCGCUCUCAAGAAGGAGGUGAAGACGGAGGGGGAUCAGCUGGUCUUGGAAAUCCUUCAGUGCAGAAAUAUCACUUACAAGUUCAAAACUCCAGACCACCUACCAGACCUGUAUGUGAAGCUGUAUGUGGUGAACGUGGCCACUCAGAAAAGGAUCAUCAAGAAAAAGACCAGAGUUUGCCGCCAUGACAGAGAGCCUUCCUUUAAUGAGACCUUCAGGUUCCCUCUCAAUCCAACAGGACAUUCUAUACAGCUUUUCUUAGUGUCUAACGGUGGCAAGUUUUUGAAGAAAACCUUGAUCGGGGAAGCUUACAUCUGGCUGGACAAAGUGGACAUGAGGAAGAGAGUGGUCAGCUGGCACAAGCUGUUCGCCAGUCCCAACCAGACGAUUCCCUGAGCGUCCAGACAACAACAAAAAGUGCAGAUUCAGCAGAUGGUAAAAGUGAACGCAGAGACAUGAUCUGACAAAAGAUUGGUUAAAAUACAAAAAAAAAAAAAUAAUUAAAA